AUGUCUGCUGAAGAUGAUCAGUCAUCAAGAGGAACAUCACCCCUUCGCUCUGCCACAACGUCCCAGAAUUCCACACAGACCAUAUCUUCGGAGGAGGAGAUCGAGGAAGAAGAGUGUUCAGAGAAAGACUAUCUAUUUCCUGAAGAGGAAGAGUAUCUGGAAGAGGAGGAAUAUCUGGAGGAAGACGACUACCUGGAGGAGGAAAAGUUGCUGGAGGGGAAGGCGCACCUGUAUGGAGAGGGGUAUGCGAAGGCGGGAGAGCAUCUACAGGAGGAAAAGGACCUGGAAGAAGAGUAUCUGUUGGGAAAGUAUCUGGAAGACGGUGAGUAUCUGGACGAGGGAGAGUAUCUGAAGGGAAAAGAGGAACCCGCUCAGGGGACCACCUCCUACGCCGCCCCUCCUUUCAUCUCUGAAUUGUCCCACGAGUCUCCAUACCAUGAUGCGAUGCCUUCCACAUCCUCCGUGCAGCAAGAUGGAGAACUUCUGGCCUGGCAUGACGAGAGCACGCAGACAGAAUGGAUCUAUGAGAUCAUUGUUGUCACCAUCCCCCUCACCACCACCAUCAUCACCACCAUCAUCAUCAUUAUCAUGCAGGUUCUCAACGGCUCCUAUCAGGUAGUGUUUAGGACCGUGCUCAAAGAAAUGGCUGCUCGCCAAGAACUGGAAGAGGAUAUUGACAUCCCCCUGACUGGGAUUCUGGAGAGUGAAACCAGGAGGAAACUGGGAAUUCUGUUGAAGAAAAAUUUUGGAAAAUACAAGCAAACAAUCCUCUGGAUUAUGAAGAAACGUGAAAAAUGGAACCCUACUUGGAAAAUCGGUCUUUAUGGAGGUAGUGAAGACGAGGUCAUGCUGAAGCGGGCCCCUAAUCCAGGACGUCUGCCGUUCUUUCAAGAAGAUGGCCGCGUGAAGACACAGACACAUGGCGGACACUGUGGGACGCUGGAGGUGCCUCAAGGUGAUGGAAAAUUAAUUCUCUAUCCCAGUGGGACUGUCUUCCAAAUUCUCUUUCCUGAUGAAUCGGGCCAAAUACACUAUCCAUCAGGAAAGCUGGCUAUGCUCAUCCUCAGUACAAAACAGAGAAAGUUCAUAUAUAUCAUUCUAGAAGACAGUGAAGAAGGUUGUGUCCGGGCCCUUAUCAACAACUCUGGCCAUGCCACCUUCUACGAUGAAAACAAAGCAAUCUGGUUGAGCCUGAGCCAAAACCUGGGCUACUACUUCCCCAAAGGCAAAUACCAGAAGGCCUGGAACUGGUGGAAUCUGAACCUGCACGUCCACGCGCCGCCCGUCCAGUCCAUCUCCUUGAAAAUCAACCAGUACAUCAGAGUACAAAUAAGGAGCCAGGACAAGAUCACCUUCUGCUUCAACCACCAACAGAAGCACAUCCGCUUAAACCUGGGCACCAAGUACAAGUCCAUAACCCCGGAGGUGCUGAGUGAAAUGAGGCAGAAAGCAAUCCUGGAGGUAGAAUGUGGUUCAGCGGCCCGGAAGAUGCAGAUCCUCCUGGGAAAAAUGAGUAGGAUCCUGAAUUUCCUGACCAUCCCUGAUUUGGAAAACUUCAUAGCGGCUGCCAGUUCCUUGGCAGUAGGCAACAUGAAACGGAAGGAGAAAUCCCCGGCUUCCCUGCUGAUCUCACCCCGCCUGCCACCAACCUUCACCGAAGUCCUCAUCACCCCGAACCAUGACAACUGGAAGAGAGGGCUGGCAAGGAGCCCAGCAGCGAACCAAGAACCUGGAGGGGCCCCCACCAGCACCAAGGGGGAGGCCGGCCGCCCCCGUUGGCUGGUGGGGAAUUUCACCGCAGUGCUGCACGCUUCCUACUUGGAGACCAAGAAAGCUCAAGAAAUCUCCCUAGAGAGCGAGCGCCGCCAGCCUCCCAAGCACUGCCACUGCCUCAGCUGCGUGUAG
This is a messenger RNA of Lynx canadensis (Canada lynx), 1905 nucleotides long. RefSeq names its product glutamate rich 6B (gene ERICH6B). The transcript has 12 exons. NCBI's taxonomy places the organism in Eukaryota, Metazoa, Chordata, Mammalia, Carnivora, Felidae. The record is from RefSeq and is a predicted model, not a curated record. The coding region runs from base 1 to 1905 and encodes 634 amino acids.